AUGAGCGAUUUGCUCGGCGAGAUAAAAAAGACGGGAGUUGACGACCGGGAUGAGCAAACGAACAACAACAACAAACAGAUGAGUCGUUUUUUAUCAACAAAAGGCACUAACAAAGACGAAUUCGUUGACGUUGAAAGAGGUGUUUCUUCAGAGCCGUCAACAUCAACCACUUCGUCUCCAACGACGAUGGAACUCUUCUUAAGAGACGCAACAUUGAUUAAGAGUCUUCUUUCGGACAUACGAAAACAGCUCGUGAACUUGCAUCAACUCCACGAACGCGGAAAGUCCGCUUUAAAAUCAUCAGAAAUGUCAGAAAUCAAAGACGAAAUGAACGCGUGCUCGGAGAAGGCGAAGACAUUAGCGCGUGAAGCUAAACUGCGCGUGCAAAACAUGGACGAAGACUUGAAAAGAUUGCUACGAGAGAAAAAAAUAAGCGCGGAUGGAAGCGAGAAACAAACCAGAGAAACUGUUUCGAACGCUUUGAAAACAAAGUUGAAAGAGCAAAUGGCUGAGUUUCAAGUCCUUCGCGAGAAGUUGCGCACCGAACACAAGGAAGUCAUCGAGAGGCGAUUCUUUGCGUUGACUGGGGAACAAAUCGAGGAAGAAAAACUCGAAUCAAUGAUUGAAAACGGUGCCGAUGAACAAAUGUUUAAGCAAGCGAUUUUAGAUCAAGGCAGAGGUUUGAUAUUAGACACGGUCGAAGAAAUUCAGGAACGACACAAGGCAGUUCGAGAGUUAGAGCGGCGGUUGUUAGAUUUACAUCAGAUCUUUUUAGACAUGAGCGUUCUAGUCGACGCGCAAGGAGAGAUGAUAGAUGAUAUACAGGAACAAGUUUCCAAGUCGACCGAGUAUGUAAAACAAGGGCAAGUGGCGUUAGUGAGUGCUCGAGAAUACCAAAAGAACACGCGGAAAUGGGCCUGCGUGUUUACGAUACUCAUGAUGAUUGUACUCCUAGUUAUAUUGCUGCCGAUUUUGAAACCGUGGAAAUAA
This is a messenger RNA of Bathycoccus prasinos, 990 nucleotides long. RefSeq lists its product with no specific name. Bases 1 to 990 code for a protein of 329 amino acids. The record is from RefSeq and is a predicted model, not a curated record. Gene Ontology annotation, molecular function: SNARE binding; SNAP receptor activity. The transcript has a single exon. Gene Ontology annotation, biological process: vesicle fusion; exocytosis; intracellular protein transport. Gene Ontology annotation, cellular component: endomembrane system; SNARE complex; plasma membrane. NCBI's taxonomy places the organism in Eukaryota, Viridiplantae, Chlorophyta, Mamiellophyceae, Mamiellales, Bathycoccaceae.